Molecule: messenger RNA, 2940 nt
Organism: Anneissia japonica
Lineage: Eukaryota; Metazoa; Echinodermata; Crinoidea; Comatulida; Comatulidae
Product: lysosomal amino acid transporter 1-like
Exons: 11
Coding region: 243-1808 (521 amino acids)
Source: RefSeq, a predicted model, not a curated record
GUUCAACAGUGCUGAUAAGGCAACGAGUCAGGUCUGUGGACUUUGCUUGCGGCAUUCAAAGACACAUUCGUAUUCAAAAUGGCGAAGUGGAGAGUAAACGGCUAGGAAACUCAACUCUACGAUUUUACCGAAGACUUGCGAAAUAUAAAUAGGAAUUACGGUACCGUUGAAAUCGUCAGGCUACGCUCUGUGUGACGUAGUAUUUUAUUCAAUAUAAGCGUCUAAAGGCUGCACUUUGCAGGAUGAAACACGACGCUACUAUCAACGGAUAUGACUCGUCGGAGAACUGCACAAGUGGUUCGGCAGGAGUGUACAAUGUGUUCAAUAUGUGCUUGGUGUCUGUUAUUCAGCAUAUUGGCUUUGGUGUUUCGUUUAUUGCCAUUGCUCUUUGGUUUGGAUCACACUUUCUAAUGUUGAAGACGAACUAUCAGGAUUCCAAGACAAGUUUUAAUCACCUAUUUUUUACACUUCAUCUGGCUUUGGCGAAUGUCUUUAACCUCAUCGGCUGUGUAUUAAGCAACCAGAUUGGAACCAUGGUUUUAACAGCAAUAUAUUUUCUGGUGAUGGACACCAUAUUUAUUGGGCAGUACUUCUACAAUGUAUAUGCGAAGAAGCCACGACCGGUCGAUGGAUUUCAAUACAGUAAUUUUUCGCAUCCAGGUGUCGUUAAUAAUCUUGAAUGGAAGAGUAUCAAACAGAAAAGUGGUUCAUUAACCCGACAUAAGACGAAUGGAGCAGGCUUCCGAGUGUUGUGCAUCGGGACGUCAUGUGUCCUAACAGUUUCGUAUUUAGGCAGCUGGUUGAUCCCUAGGCCUCAAGUAGGAGAAUCAAUUCAGAAACGGUCUCCGAGUGGACGCGUCCUCCUCGGCGCAUCUGAAGAUUUCCUCCAGGAGGAUGGUGAACUAACUGGCUACAUAAUCGGUUCAAUUUCCACUUUAUUAUAUGUAGCCUACAAGAUUCCAGAGGUCAUAUCAAUGAAGCGACAUCGGACACACAUGGGCAGGUCUUUUUAUUGCUACUUUCUGCAAAUAUUCGCCAAUAUAGCCUACGUUUUAUCAAUUUUAUCCUACGACCGGGAAACCUCGGAUUACAUCAUAAAUACGUUACCAUGGACGAUUGGAAGCAUCGGGAUGAUUACUUUCAAUCUUGUUAUCUUAUCUCACUUACUAAAAAACAAGCGUCCGAAGCAAAAGUCUUCCAAAAGAAUGCGCAAUAGCCCGACCUACCGAAUCGCCGAUGAAGACGAUGUCGAAGACCCGAACGGAAACAGGUUCGACGGAGACGAGGGGGAUGUUGACUCGUGGGUUCAAAUGGACGAUGUAGGAGGAAGUCUUCCGAGAAUCGAGGAAGAAGAUGAGGAGGAACAAAGAGUUGUGGAUAUGGUAACCACACAUGCUAAGAUGGAACUAGUGGCCGAUGAUAAUUACGAUGACGUUACCAGGACAUCAGAGUCCGAGCUAAGUUACAGGUCAAGUAAUAAUUCUGUUUACAUGGACUCAAUAGAAGAUCCAACUCAACUGGAACCAGACGAUCUUGAGUGGGAUGAGGGUGACAUAUCAAGGUCAGUUGAGACGCCCCAGCAAGGAACAAGAGAAGAGGAUGUUAUGGAGGAAAUUGAACGGGAGCUAGGAAUGUCGGUUGAAGCCUUCUUAGCAGCCGACUCCACAACGAUCCGCUCACCAAGAACAGCAGAGUUCAUGAGUGAGCAGGAGCAAAAGGAGGCUGAUGGGCAGAUAAUGGAAGAGGAGAAAGAUACAGAAGAUGAUUUGGAGGAAUUCUGGGAAGAAUUGGAUAUCAUGAAGGCAUGAGAAUAUUGCAGACAAGAAAAUUAAAAUCCAUCAUUUUUUUCUCAGGACCAAAAUAGCUUCACUCUUAAAUCUCACACUAGGUCCAGUGGGAGAACACAUGUUAGCUAGCUAAACGGUACUAAAGGUUAAAUAAGAACCAAAUAAGCAUAUAUCAGUGUUGAAUAUUAGCAUAGAUGCUUAAAGUUUCACAAGCAUGUGAAACUUUAUAUUCAAUCAUUUAAUAUAUUCUUUAAGUUACUUUAUUCUAUGUUCCCAUAAAUCUUGGACUAAGCAGCAAAUUUUUUUUUUGUUUUUUAAGCAAAUUAUUCUAGAAAAAAAUGGAUAAUAAUUAAGUACAAAAAAUAAUGUAAAUAAGAAGUUUCCAAUCCCCAUGAAGUGGAGCUGUACAUUUUGUAUGAUUAAUCCUAGAGAGUGGUACCAUUCAGGGCGUGAUUAAACCCAGGCUGGUUUAGACUACAAAUUUCUUCAGAGCACAGCCUGGCUCGCUACAUUAUCUCAUUGUAGCUUCUGUACACAUGAUUGUGAGCUCACAUCCAGUACUUCAUGGUUAGACAGGCCAAUUGAAAGUGCUAUAUAAUCCUAAACAUAAAUAUCUGAUUCGAAAACUUCCCAUGUAUACAAGCAUUCCAUGUAGGUAAAGAAAAAAUUAUUCCAGGAUAUUUUUAAAUUACAGUAAUUUCAAAUAACAUCUAUAUUAGAAAAAAAAAUGAAUUUUCAUAAAGAAUACUAAACAUAUAUUUAACUUACACUCUUAAAACUAUUUAUGAAAAUAUUUAAUCAGGAGGCUUUCAAAUCAUAUUUUAUAAAUUAUGUGUAAUAUAUUUCUAUUUAAGGAUUUCAUGGAUUUUAAGAUAGUUGCAAAUCAUUACAUUUGAUUAAAAAAUAAUUAAAAACAUAAUUUUAUGGGUUUCUAUCAUACUUUGCAAAUCAAUACAUUUAACAUAUUUAUUUCACUUCACAAAUGUUUCUACCAUUUAUUUGCCUUAAUUAAAAUAAAUAGAGAAUGAUUACAACUUUAAAAAUAAUAGAGAUAAAAAACAGAGAUUGGCUUCCAAAAGAAAGUAAGAUGUACUAUCAGUUAAAAUAUAGCCAAAAAUAGAGUCUAUAAUUAAAUAAACUAUGCAUAUUGUAA